GCUCAGUUUACGUUUCGGCCGCGUCGCCUUCAGUUCUCCAGUGUUUCGUGUCCAGGCUGCACUUCAUCCGCGGAGGCGCCUGCGAUUGCAAGAGCAAACAUAGAAACAGAAGCAGAAACCAAAACCAAAAUCCAAGCCCAAACUCAUUGUCAUUCAUAGCUUAGCAUAGUUGCUGCGUGAUUGUGUGUGCGUAGAUAGCGCCAGUGAGUGUGCGUGAGUGCGUAAAACCGAAGGCGUCCGUAGUUUUUCACGGCACAGCAGCGAUUAGGACCAGCGAGAGCGGAACUUGUCAACAGGGCGCAUCGCUUGAAGCACUUCCUCCAUAGCCACCGACAACGCCACCGCUGUCAUCUCCUGUUCCUGUUCCUGGACACCCGUUAAGCGGCCAUGAAGCACUCGCCGCUGAUUGCCAGCGCUUGUCUGGCGCUGGUGUUGAUGUCAUCCAGCUUGAUUGGCAGCUCGGAGGCCAGAAACAAGAAGAAGUACGUCGGCGAGACGGGCGGCGAUUUUGAGUUUAUCGAUGAGAUAAACAAAAACACGCAGAGCAACAAGAAUCUGGGCGAGCACAAGCGCUGGAUACACGAUCCCUCGAGUGACCUUUGCCGACCGCUGAACUGCAAGAAGCGUGAAAUUUGCCUGCUGGAGGACGAGUUCAGUGCCGUGUGCGUGUCGAAGAAGGAGCUCCACAAGAAUCGUGAUGAGAUAAUCACCAAGGCCAAGUAUUUGGAGGAGGAGGCGAAGCGGCGUGUCAACCAGCAGGACAACCAGGACAGCCAGGAUGCGGAGGACAUCAACAACGACGACGAGGACAACAGCAGCGAUGGCGGCAGCAGCAAUGCCAACCCCAGCAUCACCAACAAUGCCCAGGCCAAUGUCCAGGGUAACGAGGAGACCGACGACGAAGAUAAGAGCCUGAGUCUGGGCGACGAGGACGAGUCCAAGGAGGAUGAUGUCUUCUACGAGAACAGUAUCGCCGCCGGCGAUAAGCAGCAGCCACAGCAGCAGCAACAACAGCAGCAGCAAUCCCAGCCCCCCGCAGCCCCCUCCGCCAUCCAGCAGGACGAUGAUGAGGAGUUGGACAACUGCAAGCCAUGUCCUGUGGCCAAGCCAACGUUCCUGUGCGGUGCCGACAACAGGACCUACUCAUCACUAUGCAGAUUGGAUUAUCACAAUUGCAUACAUUCGACGUCCAUACGGAUCGCCUGCAAAGGAUUCUGUCCCUGCAAGGAGAGCGUCGAUGGCAAGCGGUUGCAGCGCAUUGCCGGCUACAACAAGUACAACAAGAAGAUCAACCUGGAGCAGCAGCAGCAGCAACAACAACAGCAGCAGGCCUACAAGGACAGCAACAACAACGACAUCAUGAUGUCAAGCGGCAACAUCAUGGGCGGCAAUAACAACGAUUUUAACACGAUCAUGAAUGACAAAGAGGACAACAACCGGCACUACAACCACAUCAAUGCCCAGUACACAUUCACGCCCGAGGAGAUCAAAUAUGACAACAAGCACUACAAAUACCUCAAGUACACGGCCUACAAGAAGGUGAGUGGAGAUUCCAAAUACCAGGAGGACAAGCGCAAGAUGCGAAACUACAACGAGGUGGUGGAGAAGCAGCAGCAAAAGUUCAAUAAGAACAACAACAACUUGAACGCCUACCCCUCGAAGUCGGCGGAGUGCAAACCGCAGCAGCUGACGGCGAUCGGCAACCGGCUGCUGGACUGGUUCUCGGUGAUCAUGGCGGACAGCAAGAAGCGGCGCCAGCACAGCCAGAAGUCGAAGGCGCACUUCCCGCCCGCCUGCAAGACGGAGGCGAAGUGGAUGUUCGGCCACCUGGAUCUGAACAACGAUGGCCAGCUGUCGCUGCAGGAGAUGUACGACCUAGAGCACGACCAGAACGAGCGGUGCAUCAAGCCGUUCAUUGACACCUGCGACUUGGACACGGACAGCUCGAUCAACACAAGGGAAUGGUGUCGGUGCUUCGAGAAGACGGAUCGUCCCUGUGCCGCCGUUCGCCGGAGAAUCGCCGGCGACUUUGCAGGUGAGAUAGGCGCCUACGCACCGGACUGCGACAUCCAGGGAUUCUACAAGCCCACCCAGUGCCACAACUCGGUGGGAGUUUGCUGGUGCGUGGACAAGCACGGAGUCGAGUUCGCCAACACACGCACACGCGGCAAACCCAACUGCGAGUCCGUGGUUAAUAACGCCGCAUCGCUCACAUCCGACGACGAGGACGAGGGCGCCGACGAUGAGGACAGCGCGGAGGGCAGUGCCGAUCAAGUGCUGGUCUUCUAAGCGACCCAACAGCUCCAGCUUGGCGAACCGAUAGCCCUGGGCCCUGGCGCAUCCAAUCAGCGAGCUAGCGUUAUAACAGAAACUUAAUAUUAUUAUUACUAUUAUGAUUGCAAACAAACCAAAAGUGGAAGUAAAAGCAAACGCAGCAGCGAAAACCCAAACCCGAAAACAGAAACAUAAAUGUGCAGUAGCCAAGUAAGCGUUUUUGAAUAGAACUACGUAUAGCAAACAGCAGAAGCAGCAAACACUCACACACACACAUACACACACACCAUGCCACCAAGGAUAACUAAAAGGAGCCAGACGAACAGAAGGGGCGAAAACCAAAGAGAAACUGUAGCAUAGUUGAAGGCGCAUCGCACGCAAAUUGGCAAAUCGCUGAUGCCAACAGUAGGAACAAAAAAGAAUACCCAAAGCCACCACACACAUCCACCCAUCCGAUGCUCAAGCUACUUGUUUUUUCGUCAGUCAAUCAGCACAGCCCAGUCAGCCACGAUUUCUCCUUUGUUAUCACUGUUGUUUGCACGGAUGGGUGACUUCCGUUCAGUUAUCGCCAGUAAUCCGUCUAUUUUAGCCUUUCGCAGCAGAAUUAGACCCUAUCAUAUGUCCUCCUCUGCUUUCGCGCAAGCAAAACACGACACACGCUAAGAAUUCCGCCCAAAAAAAAUAUAUAAAAAUUUAUGUGAUAAGUUUUUGAAAUGAAUGAGAAUACGAACGAAGAAGAAGGCAACCUACCAUCGGCAGAGGCUAGCGACUCCAGGGCUUUCAUUAUCCAAGGAUCGAGGGAUCGAAGGACGAGACACAGGAACGUGCGGCCAAAGAGAGUAGUUUGAGUGGGGUUUUGGAGGCGAACUCAUAGUUGCAUAUGUACGAAACAUAAUCGCGUUCAUUUAGUGUUACUUACCAGAUAUAUAGUGAGAGAUCCGGCGCUUGCAAGGCUUUGUUAGGAGGCUAACGUCGUUUGUAUCAGCACCUGCCAGGGCGAGACUCAGCACCUGCUUUUAUGUAAACCGAUUGUCAGUAACACACCCAUACACCCCAUACACGCGCACUCCGGUGCUUUUGGGCAUCCAAAAUCGCGGAGGCGCAUUGAAAUUUCCACACACUCGUAGGACAUACGACAUUAACGUAAGGGAAGGACUCAGCAAGAGAUUCGAUAAACGGCAAUUCGCUUAUACAUGCAUAUAUAAAUAAAUAUAUAAUAUGUUUAACAUGUAAGUAUAUAAGAGGCAUAAUUAAGUGGCAGCAACAGCAGAUCGUCAGACCGAAGCUCAUCCCCAAUUUUUUUAAUUCCGCCCUUUGAUAUUUUCCAGUCGAGAGAAUUAAUGAGAAUUAAAAUCGGAAUUUUAACACAUUUAUGAGCAAAAAGGAUAAAAACUUAAGAAUGCUUGCAAAAAAAACGAAAUUAUAUAGCCAAUUGUAGUAAACAAAACCAAUGCAUAUAAAUAAACCUUUUAAUUAUAGCAAAAAUUUAUAACCAACAAAGAACAUUAAUAACAAUCAUUUGCAAACGAGCGAAGAGUGGAGAAAAAUAUCUGUUUUCGGCUGCAUUUAAAGCAAAGAUCAUGACAAAAUCGAACACAAAUUAUUUGUGGUGAACACCCUAUAACUGACUAUGUACUACGAUUACGAUUGUAUUUAUGUAUGUAUUUAUGAACUUGUGUAUUAUUAUGCAAAUUGUAUUAAUUCUAGGGAGCCAAAUGGGCAGCCACCACAGAAACCGAAAACCCAUUUAGAACACACCUUUGGCACUAAAAUUUUUAACAAAAUCUGUUUACAAAUAUAAUUUUUCUGUAUUUUCGGUUAGAUUUUUGUACCACUCAUAAAUAUUAAUUUACCAUAGAAUCAACUACAUGAUACGUACGUAAUGCAUUUGGAAAAUAUUUAAAAAAAUAACAUUUACUUUGGUUCGAUAGCACAGGUUUUUGUUUCUACCAACUACAAUUCGUUUAUAUAUGGAAUGAUGAAAUCAAUAAAUAUUAUUUAAUGCAAUUCAA
This is a messenger RNA of Drosophila rhopaloa, 4286 nucleotides long. It is a transcript of the gene Cow, whose product is annotated as proteoglycan Cow. The transcript has 11 exons. Gene Ontology annotation, molecular function: calcium ion binding; protein binding. Gene Ontology annotation, biological process: establishment of protein localization to extracellular region. The record is from RefSeq and is a predicted model, not a curated record. Lineage: Eukaryota; Metazoa; Arthropoda; Insecta; Diptera; Drosophilidae. The coding region runs from base 388 to 2289 and encodes 633 amino acids.